Messenger RNA from Mercurialis annua (annual mercury), 833 nucleotides. RefSeq lists its product as uncharacterized. Gene Ontology annotation, molecular function: protein binding. NCBI's taxonomy places the organism in Eukaryota, Viridiplantae, Streptophyta, Magnoliopsida, Malpighiales, Euphorbiaceae. Bases 123 to 683 code for a protein of 186 amino acids. The transcript is spliced from 2 exons. The record is from RefSeq and is a predicted model, not a curated record.
AAUCUCUCUCCUCCUCUGAGGUUUGAAACACACAAUAUUCUCCCCGUUCUAAAUCCUCCUCUUCCUCCUCGUCUCUCUAGAAUCUCUCUUCCUUUUGAGUAACAUCUAAUCAAAAUCGGAAUAUGGUGAGUGAUAUCACUGACUCAAAUCGAAACUCUACUCCAAAGUUUCUUUGUAGCUACGGCGGCAAGAUUGUUCCUCGUUCCGUUGACGGUGUUCUCCGGUAUGCCGGCGGUCUUACCAGAGUCCUCGCUGUUGAUCGUUCCAUUUCAUUUGCAGAGCUAAUGGUCAAGCUUGGCGAAUUUUGUGGAUAUUCCGUGGAGUUAAGGUGUCAGUUACCGAAUGGAGAUUUGGAGACGUUAAUCUCAAUAAAAUCCGACGAGGAAUUGAGGAUUGUGAUCGAAGAAUAUGAUCGGAAUUGUCCUGCUUCCAAGAUUAGAGCGAUUUUAACUCCGCCGAAAUCGCUCAAAACUAUUUCUCCUCCUCCGUCAAGUCCUUCAAGCGUUGAUUUCUCUACGACUCAAAUAAAAUCCAACGCGACCGGUUAUUAUUAUCGACGGUCACAGAGUAAUUCGCCGCCGAUUGGAUAUCCAGUCAGUUUUUGUCAAAAUUCCAACCGAAGUCGUUACGAUUUAUAUUAUGGACCUAAAUCAAGAGGCAGUGAGCAGAGGAACUCGCAUUGAUAAUGACGACGAUGCUUGAUUAUACCUAAUUAGAUUUUAUACAAGAACAUAGAUGAUGACGAUAAAAAAAUAUUCCGGAAAUUAGGUUUUGCUGUAUGAUUGGAUUGUAAAUUUGAUGAGAAGAAUGAAUUUUAUUGAUUGCCCUAUGAA